Messenger RNA from Anguilla rostrata (American eel), 1754 nucleotides. RefSeq names its product transmembrane protein 53 (gene tmem53). The coding region runs from base 160 to 1017 and encodes 285 amino acids. The transcript is spliced from 3 exons. Lineage: Eukaryota; Metazoa; Chordata; Actinopteri; Anguilliformes; Anguillidae. The record is from RefSeq and is a predicted model, not a curated record.
CCGGAAGUAAAACCAUUUCUCCACAGAGGUUGAAGAGUGGCGUGUUUGAGACAAAACGAGCACCUGCCGAGCAACAAUUGUCGCAUAUCAGUAUUAUGCCCAACUACCUAGAAAUAAACUAAUACACUGAAUGUUACUGGCGAUUUAAGCACGUUCAUUAUGGGAGAUGCCAACAUAGAUUACAACAUCGUAUUUCCAGAGUCGUUCGUUACGGAGAGACACUGGCAAGGAUCAAAGGAGCCAGUGGUCGUACUGCUGGGCUGGGGUGGCUGCAAAGACAAACAUCUGACAAAGUACAGCUCAAUUUACAAUGAAAGGGGUUGCAUUACAGUUCGCUACACAGCUCCCUUGAAGACUGUUUUUAUUUCAGAGGCAUUUGGCUACAAAGAGUUGAACACCAUUGCCCUCAGACUGCUGGAACUUCUGUACGAUUACGAGGUGGAGAACAACCCCGUUUUCUUCCACGUUUUCAGCAACGGGGGCUUCAUGCUGUACCGGUACAUGGCUGAGCUCCUGCAGAGCCAUAGCCGCUUCAGCACCCUCAGGGUGGUGGGGGCCGUGGUAGACAGCGCCCCUGGAAGCCAAAACGUGAGGGGGGCCUUGCGCGCCAUCACGGCCGCGCUGGGACCCAACACCAACGCGGUGGUGCUCUACUGCCUCCUGGGGCUCUUCGGCUUCGCGGUGUUCCUGCUGAGGGUCGUGCUGUACUCGGUGACCAAGUACAUCCACAAGAACCACUACGACGCCAUGCGAGACUGCCCGCCGGCCUGGCCCCAGCUGUACCUGUACUCCCGGGCGGACCGGGUGAUCCGGCACGGGGACGUGGAGCAGAUGGUGAAGGUGGUGCGGGGGAAGGGCGCGGGGGCGGACAGUUUUGACUUCGGCACCUCGGCCCACGUCAGCCAUUUCCGCGACUUCCCGGAGGAGUACUCCAGCCGGUGCCUGGCUUUCCUGACGAGGUGCGCCCAGACGUCUGCGGGCGCCCAGAAGAAACAGCGCGUCUCCGUGGCGAACUAAGUCACCCUUAACCCUGCGUGACCUCGACGGGCUUAAUAAUAUUCACACUGCGCCUUGCUGUGGAGCACAGCGCUAAGCUUGAGUCGCAUUUUCCAGGGUGGGCAAAUUUACUGUGUGACGGCCAGCCUCCUGAACAAUUGAUAUUUUUGGAGGGAAAUUUCAGAGCAGACACUGUAAUUAUAUAGUCACACAAAAAUUAAUGAAAAUUAAAUUUCAAUUAAGAUUUUUUUUUUGUGUAUUUGAGAAUUCCAAAUACAUUCCAAGUGAACUGGUUCUUGACAAGCAUCUGCAUUGUGCCAGGUUCUCUUGGCAGAAGAUGCUAUAGUUGCAUGCACCUCAGUUGAAUUGAAAGACUUCAGUCACUUGUGCUUAUAGUGUGAAUAUAGGGUUCUAAUAGCAGCAGUCUAGACAUUCAAUAUGUUAAAGGAAUUCUUGUGAAUCUACUGUAAAGUUACUCAUUAAUGUUUUACUGUAAUAACACACCUCAGAAACUUUGGUUGUGAGGAUUGAAGUGGAUCAAUUGUCACUUAUGGUGAUAAAUGCCUGUAUAUCAGCACAUAAUAAUGGAUAUUGUGAAAUUAAUUUUGAAGGUAAUCUACUAAAAACUCUUUGUAAAAGCAUUUCUUUAAAAAAAUUGUGAGAUUUCAUUAGAAUCAGAGAGACUGUGAUUUUAUUUUGUUUUAUAAUUUAUCUGAUUAAUUGAUGUGCCUUCUGAAAAUAAAGUUUAUUGUGUUGUA